Messenger RNA from Haplochromis burtoni (Burton's mouthbrooder), 2602 nucleotides. RefSeq names its product tryptophan hydroxylase 1 (tryptophan 5-monooxygenase) a (gene tph1a). Gene Ontology annotation, biological process: aromatic amino acid metabolic process; serotonin biosynthetic process. The transcript is spliced from 11 exons. Bases 173 to 1609 code for a protein of 478 amino acids. NCBI's taxonomy places the organism in Eukaryota, Metazoa, Chordata, Actinopteri, Cichliformes, Cichlidae. The record is from RefSeq and is a predicted model, not a curated record. Gene Ontology annotation, cellular component: neuron projection. Gene Ontology annotation, molecular function: tryptophan 5-monooxygenase activity; iron ion binding.
CCUAACGUGUGGCCAGAUUUCAGAGUGGAGGGGAGCUAAUAAUAGGCUUCCCCGCUCUCCAAAUGAGAUUGCUGUAAGGCGAUUCUUUGAGACAGAGACAAGUUCAUCUUCGUUAAACCGAGACGCAAAACGUUGACCUCGGGCAGCGUCCUGAUCCAGACUCCAUGCACUAAUGCUUUCAGGGAUACUACCGGCAAGGGCUCACCGAAAACUGGUGUGCCGCGCGGUCUACACCAUGUACGAAGGGCGAAAUGUGAUAAACAAGUCAACCUUCACCAAAAUUGAAGAAAACAACGAAAAGAAGAAUUCAUCAGAGAAAGGGAGAGCGACAAUCAUCUUUUCCUUGAAGAAUGAAGUUGGGGGACUUGUAAAGGCACUCAAACUCUUCCAGGAAAACCACGUGAACCUUGUACACAUUGAGUCCAGGAAAUCCAAAAGACGCAACUCUGAGUUUGAAAUUUUUGUGGACUGUGACAGCAACCACGAGCAACUGAAUGAAAUCAUCCAGCUGCUGCGGAAGCAUGUGAAUGUGGUGGAUAUGGAGCCUCCAGAUAACUCCUGUCUACGCGAGGAAGAUAUGUAUGAAGUACCCUGGUUCCCAAAGAAGAUUUCAGACUUGGAUAAGUGUGCUAACCGAGUCCUGAUGUAUGGAUCUGAACUGGAUGCUGACCAUCCGGGUUUCAAGGACAAUGUCUAUCGGAAAAGGCGAAAGUAUUUUGCAGAUCUUGCCAUGGCCUACAAACAUGGAGAUCCCAUUCCUCGUAUUGAGUUCACACAGGAGGAAGUGAAGACUUGGGGUGUUGUGUACAGGGAGCUCAACAAGCUGUACCCUACCCACGCCUGCCGGGAAUACUUGAAGAACUUGCCACUGCUGUCCAAAUAUUGUGAAUGUCGGGAGGACAACAUCCCUCAGCUGGAAGAUGUGUCACGCUUCCUCAGGGAACGUACUGGAUUUACCAUCAGGCCUGUGGCAGGUUACCUGUCCCCCCGUGACUUUCUUGCUGGUUUGGCAUUCCGCGUUUUCCACUGCACCCAGUAUGUGCGGCACAGCUCCGACCCCUUGUACACCCCUGAACCGGACACAUGCCAUGAGCUGCUGGGCCACGUCCCGCUGCUGGCAGAGCCCAGCUUUGCUCAGUUUUCUCAGGAGAUUGGUCUCGCUUCACUUGGAGCCUCUGAUGAUUCAGUUCAAAAACUGGCCACUUGCUAUUUCUUCACUGUGGAGUUUGGUCUAUGCAAACAAGAGGGGCAGCUGCGAGCUUAUGGAGCUGGACUUCUGUCAUCUAUCAGUGAGCUCAAGCAUGCGCUCUCUGGUAAUGCAAGGAUAAUGCCUUUCGACCCCAAAAUUACAUCAAAGCAGGAAUGCAUCAUCACAACGUUUCAGGAUGUCUACUUUGUGUCAGACAGCUUUGAGGAGGCCAAAGUCAAAAUGAGGGAGUUUGCCAAGACCAUCAAGCGUCCCUUCACGGUUCGAUACAACCCCUACACCCAGAGUGUGGACGUGCUAAAAGACACUCCCAGCAUCAACAGUGUGGUGGAGGAGCUGCGACACGAGCUUGACAUCGUCGGUGACGCACUCAGCCGGCUGAACAAACACCUGGGUGUCUGACUGCGCACAGUUCACAUGGAGUUACACUGACAGUCUGUCAUCCCCGGCACUGCUGUAGAGACGUUGCUUGUGUGUUGUCCUUUGCCAGUAACAUGAAUGUGUGUCGUUUUUUUUUUUGCAAAAAUGUUCUAUCGUCUCCACUGCAUGGUUUAUAUAGCUUACACAAUUUACAGGUGCACUAGGUAUGUUUAGUCACUAACUUUAAGAUAUUUGACAAACCCAAAGAGCUGCUUAAUCUGAGGUACUAUUUGGCUUCUAUAUUCCAAACAGUUUCUGUGCUUUGAUGGUACUUCAGUUCACUUUUGAAACACUUCCAGCUGUUACAGACACCUCCAAUUGUUAUUUCUGCUUUUGUAUAUGAUUGUGUGAGUUUUCUUUUCUUUUUUUUGUAAAUCAUUUCAUUCUUCUUCUUCAUGUUUAAUACUCCUCUCUUCAGUGAAAUGUUUAAAAUGUACCUUCUUUGUAUUUGUCUUUUGGCGUGUGUGUGUGUGUGUAAUAUUCCUUUUUUGUGUGCUGUUGAGGGAAAUUAUGAAAGUGACACCUUUAACUAGCUGUUCUUAUAAGAAUGCUCUUGUGAUUGAUUAUGAUCGAUUUGACCCAUGUCAGCGAUUACUUUACAGUGAUGAUUUUUAAUACUUCCUCUUGAAUUGAAUUCAGUUGUAGAACUCCAGAAAUCAAGACAUUAUUUUUCUACUGUAAAGAAAUAUAGAAAUUAGAACUAGGUUAUGAAUCAAACAAAAAAAAUUUGAAUAAAAAAGUCAUUUGUGUGUUUAUAGCAUGCCAAAACAGUUGUUUAAUUGUUGAUUUAUUACUUUUAUUAGUUUUUGUGGAUGUAACUUUGUUAUUGAACCCUGAGGAUGCUGCUGCUGUUGAUGAUAGACAUGCAAGAUGAUGGCAGCGAAGACUCUGAAAGUGAUUAUAACAAUUAUUUUGAGGCUGGAGUUUGCAAAAUCUCAAUAAAGUGUUGCAGAAAAAAAUAUGCCUUUGAUUUGA